AUGGAAGCAUCAAUUUGGGUUGGUGAAUGGCAGCGUGUGGAUACAAUUGCAGCACAGGCGGAGCGUAGCAUGAAGGAGGCUGAAGAAGCAGAGUCGCCUCUUUGUAUCCAGCAAGCAGGAUCAACGGCUGCUUCUCGUACUCGGCCUGUAAUAUUUGGGGUAUCCUCGUCAGCGACCAGUCGUGCUGCUGUAACGAAGUGUACUCGCUUAUUGAUCAGUAGUGGAAGAGCUAAAUUGGAUGCAGCUUGUGGUUUGUCGAAAUUGCAGGCGGGUAGAUACAAACAAGCAGCUGACAGAUUUCUCAAGGUAGACUUAGAUUUUCUUGAUUCUCCUUGGUUAUUCUCUGCUUCGGAUAUGGCGGUUUACUGUACACUUUGUGCGAUUGCUAGUUACGAUAGAUCAGAAUUGAAGAAGAAAGUGAUCCACGAUGGGAAUUGCAGAAAAUUCCUUGAAUCAGAGCCGAAACUUGUCGAAUUACUGCAAUGCAUUAUAAAGAGUCAGUUUGGUCGCGCUUUGGAUAUACUGAAAGAUAUGAAAGACAGGUUCCUCCUCGAUCCAUAUUUGAGUUCCCAUGUUGAUCCGCUAUAUGCUGUGAUUCGUGAACGCGCACUACUUCAAUACCUCGAACCAUUUGCAUCCGCUGAUUUGAAUGCCAUGGCUAAUCUCGAAAACGAACUUGUGGCUCUUUGUGAACAAGGUCAAUUGGCCGCCAGAAUUGACGCUGUUGGAGCAACUAUUCGCAUGGUACUUACUGAUGAGCGCGAAGACAAUUAUAAAAAGAUUAUCGAUGGUUGUGACGACAUGAUAGAACGAUGCGAAGCAGCUAUUCUUCGGGCAGUCAUGCAACAGGCUUGCAUCUGUAUAAAUCCGGAAGGAAGAGCGAAGAGGAAAACAGCAACCCACGUGGAUGAGUCUAGCGACACAUCAAAUACCCCAACUCGUCAGAAGGUGUCAGUGCAAAAUAUGAUGCGUGUUUUGAGAGGCCGAGUUGUACCUCCACUUCCUCAAGGUGGUACGGUUGCCCCGGAGGCAACGGCAAAGGCUGCUGCUCCAGCAGCCAACGCUUCAUCAGCUCCUCCUGUCCCAGCAUCUGCGAAUAACCUGCCGUCUGUCCCAGCAGCGGAAAACUCACCCAGCGGCUCCGCUGCUGCUCCCGCAGCUUCACAGCAGCUUCAGGUAGUUUAAUU
Strongylus vulgaris is the source of this 1187-nucleotide messenger RNA. NCBI's taxonomy places the organism in Eukaryota, Metazoa, Nematoda, Chromadorea, Rhabditida, Strongylidae. The record is from the annotation of a GenBank genome assembly.